Messenger RNA from Maudiozyma barnettii, 651 nucleotides. RefSeq lists its product as uncharacterized. The record is from RefSeq and is a predicted model, not a curated record. The transcript is spliced from 2 exons. Gene Ontology annotation, cellular component: plasma membrane; endoplasmic reticulum membrane. Bases 1 to 651 code for a protein of 216 amino acids. NCBI's taxonomy places the organism in Eukaryota, Fungi, Ascomycota, Saccharomycetes, Saccharomycetales, Saccharomycetaceae. Gene Ontology annotation, molecular function: FFAT motif binding. Gene Ontology annotation, biological process: endoplasmic reticulum membrane organization.
AUGUCCUUAGUAGAAAUUAAUCCAGAUGUUCUAGAAUUUAAACCUCCCCUAACGGAACAAUCUAUUGAAUAUAUGACAAUUGUAAAUAAUGCUCCUCAUAAUAUAGCAUUUAAAGUGAAGACAACAGCUCCAAAAUUUUAUUGUGUAAGGCCAAAUGCGGCAGUGGUUGCACCAGGUGAAUCGGUGGAAGUUCAAGUCAUAUUUUUAGGUUUAGCUGAAGAACCUUCUGCUGAUUACAAUUGUAGAGAUAAGUUUUUGGUUAUAACUUUACCUGCGCCAGAAGAUUUGGAAGUUAAAGACGUUUCUACAUCUUGGUCUCAAUUAGAGGUUGCUCAUAGUAAAGAAGCUAUCUCUAAAAAAAUUAAAGUAAAAUAUUUAAUCGAAGAACAAGAACAAGAAGGAACACCAAAAGAAGAGGAUGAGGAAGAAAUUGCACAAGUACAAGAAUCAAAUGUUGAAAAUUUGAAAUCAGAAAGAGAAGGACCACAAGUUCAAAAAGAAGUUAAGGAACCCGAAGUUGAAGAAAUUAACCCAGUUACAAAGGUACAAGACAAUAUACCUUCUGAAGUGAAGUCCAAUAGUACAUUAAACCUAAAGCUACUUUUGGGGGUUGUGUUGCUUGCCUUUGUUAUUCGUUGGUUCUAUUAUUAA